AUGUUUGCUUUUAGAGUAUCUCGAGUGUUAUUCUAUGGACCAACUGGCCCUCGUAAAUACUUAGCCCUCAAACAUUUUUUUAAUCAACCCCAAUUGCAGCGCUGCAUUUCAUCGACAGGUGUCAAAAAGGAUUCAAAUCGAAUUGGUGAUUGUCAGUACAUCGAAUGCACAGCAGAAAGUUCUUACCAAGCUGCUGACAAUGAAAAUCUUCUAUUCGAGGAAUCACAUGAGGGAAAAAAUAAAGGAGAAAUUCCCUCUGGCAGUUCCAUAAACUCGCAUGAAAGUGAUGGACAAUUUAAAAUUCCAGAUCCCCUUCAAGGCAAGAUCUAUUCAAUUAUUGGCCCAAUAGUUGAUGUGUUUUUCGAAAAUGAACUUCCUGGAAUAUUGAAUGCGCUGGAAGUCAGUGGAACGCCAACGAGACUGGUUCUAGAAGUUGCACAGCAUGUCGGCCCAAAUUUAGUGCGAACAGUAGCUAUGGAUUCCACUGAAGGAUUACGGCGUGGGCAGGAGGUCGUUGAUUCUGGCUAUCCUAUUCGAGUACCCGUGGGGACUAGUACAUUGGGCCGAAUACUCAAUGUUGUUGGAGACCCAAUUGAUGAACGUGGGCCUAUUCAAUCCGACUACUAUUCUUUCAUUCACGCCGAGGCUCCUGAACUACUCGAUCAAAAUGUUGAAUUGAAUAUUCUGGAAACAGGAAUAAAGGUUGUUGACUUACUUGCACCUUAUGUGAAAGGUGGGAAAAUUGGCUUAUUUGGUGGGGCUGGUGUUGGAAAAACAGUUCUCAUAAUGGAGCUAAUUAACAACAUCGCCAAAAAGCACGGUGGAUAUUCUAUAUUUGUUGGAGCCGGAGAAAGGACUCGUGAAGGAAACGAUCUGUAUCAUGAAAUGAUCGAAUCUAAAGUCAUAUCACUUGAAGAUAAUACUUCAAAAGUUGCACUUGUUUAUGGACAAAUGAACGAGCCACCAGGGGCGAGAGCGCGUGUAGCUUUAACUGGACUCACUCUCGCCGAACAUUUUCGAGACUUCGAAGGUCAAGAUGUUUUAUUAUUUAUUGACAACAUUUUUAGAUUCACGCAAGCAGGAUCAGAAGUGUCGGCUCUACUUGGCCGUAUACCCUCAGCAGUGGGUUACCAACCAACUCUUUCGACUGAUAUGGGUUCGAUGCAAGAACGUAUUACAAGCACUACAAAAGGUUCAAUUACUUCUGUGCAAGCUGUUUACGUUCCUGCUGAUGAUUUAACUGAUCCUGCGCCUGCAGCAACAUUUUCCCAUUUGGAUGCUACUACUGUACUUUCAAGAAGCGUAGCUGAACUUGGUAUUUUUCCCGCCGUAGACCCCUUGGACUCAAAUUCGAGAAUUUUGGAUGCAACCGUUGUCGGUGAUGAUCAUUACAACGUAGCAAGGACUGUACAGAAAACACUACAAAGCUAUAAAUCAUUGCAAGAUAUAAUUGCAAUUUUGGGCAUGGAUGAGCUCUCGGAAGAAGACAAGCUUACUGUAGCAAGAGCACGAAAAAUCCAAAGAUUCUUGUCGCAACCAUUUCAUGUUGCUGAAGUUUUUACCGGACAUAAAGGCGUGUCUGUUGAAAUUAAAGAUACAAUUGAUGGCUUCAAAAAGAUUCUUAAUGGAGAUAUGGAUGAUAUACCAGAAGUAGCCUUUUACAUGGUUGGUACUAUCAGUGAUGUCAUUGAGAAGGCUAAAGUUCUAGUGAAACAAGCUGGACCAAUGACCACAACUAAGGCACCGGCCAUUAAAAUUGAAAAUAAAGAAGAAACAAGUACUGAAAACUCUGAAGCAGAAAAAGAAAAAUAAAAACCAACGAAAAUUACUCUAAACAAAGAAAAUGAAGAAGUAAGUCCUGAAACAACUAUACCAGAACAGAAAAUCAAACCGGUACCAAACAAGGAAACGG
Molecule: messenger RNA, 1912 nt
Organism: Hermetia illucens (black soldier fly)
Lineage: Eukaryota; Metazoa; Arthropoda; Insecta; Diptera; Stratiomyidae
Gene: ATPsynbetaL
Product: ATP synthase subunit beta, mitochondrial
Exons: 8
Coding region: 1-1812 (603 amino acids)
Biological process (GO): proton motive force-driven mitochondrial ATP synthesis; proton transmembrane transport
Molecular function (GO): ATP hydrolysis activity; ATP binding; proton-transporting ATP synthase activity, rotational mechanism
Source: RefSeq, a predicted model, not a curated record